Andrographis paniculata is the source of this 826-nucleotide messenger RNA. RefSeq lists its product as uncharacterized. The record is from RefSeq and is a predicted model, not a curated record. The transcript has 5 exons. The coding region runs from base 19 to 714 and encodes 231 amino acids. NCBI's taxonomy places the organism in Eukaryota, Viridiplantae, Streptophyta, Magnoliopsida, Lamiales, Acanthaceae.
CAGAUAUUUCUCUAGAGGAUGGAAGAAUCGAGAAAUCGAUCAGAAAUCCGAACGAAACCGAGAGUCCUUUGCCUCCAUGGAUUCCGGAGCAGUAGUAAAGAAUUCGAGGAAAGGAUCAGGUCACGGUGGCCGGAAAAGGUCAUCGGAGAGCUAGAUUUGGUGUUUGUGGACGCACCUUUCGCCGCCGCUGACGGCGAGUCUGGUGCUGAUGCCGCCGGUUAUGAGUGGUUUCAACCUAACAGGGACUUCAGUGAAUUCUACAAAUUUGAAGAAUGCCUUGAUUUUCUAGAACAAUACAUGACGAAACAUGGACCGUUCGAUGGCAUUCUAGGAUUCUCACAGGGAGCAUUUUUAGCAGCAUCCUUGCCUGGCAUCCGAAAGAACAGAGCGACCUUUGCCAAAAUUCCUAGUAUUAAAUUCUUUAUACUAAUUUCUGCUGGGAAAUUCGGAUAUGGUCGGUUUGGGGUACCCAAACCCGCUACUAAUGCAUAUGAUUCUCCCAUCGAGUGUCCGUCCCUCCACAUUAUUGGCGAAAGUGAUGUUCAUGUCCCGAAGGAUGAGAGCGAAGCUUUGUUGUACUAUUUUAUCGAUCCUACUGUGAUUUACCACCCGGAAGGGCAUGUAAUACCACAAUUGUCAGGAGAAAGUAUACUCAAAACAACGUUGGAGUUCAUUCAAAAGAUUAAGAAACUUCCAUUGGGUAAGGAAGGGUAAAUAAAUUAUGAGGUUAAAAAGUUAUUUUAUGUAAUAUAUUUGUGUUAAAUUAUAAAAAUAUUUGUAAUUCGAAUAUAUAAACUAUGAGUUUAAUAAGUGUUUUUUUUAUUUA